Molecule: messenger RNA, 2006 nt
Organism: Xenopus tropicalis (tropical clawed frog)
Lineage: Eukaryota; Metazoa; Chordata; Amphibia; Anura; Pipidae
Gene: asb7
Product: ankyrin repeat and SOCS box containing 7
Exons: 7
Coding region: 365-1321 (318 amino acids)
Biological process (GO): intracellular signal transduction; protein ubiquitination
Cellular component (GO): nucleus; chromosome
Source: RefSeq, a predicted model, not a curated record
GUUUCUCGCACGCGCUUUGUAUUUAGUGGCUUCCAUAUUUUGCGACGUAGCUGAGGCGGUUUACGGCAGUUAGCAUUUCUUAGAAUUAAUGAAGUGAAAGGAAAAGAUCAAAGGACAGGAACAGGAGGAUUCAGAUGGAAACCAUUUUUAUGAACUUCUUAUCUCAGAAAUGGCAUUCGGGUACCUUGACUUUGCAUGAGGAAAACUUUGCCAAUGAUUUGCUGGUGAACACAUUUUCUCUAGACAUGAAGUGCCCUUUUGUAAUAAAGGGAGCUGCUCUACAACUCGCAGAACAAUUGUGAAAAUUCCCAGCAAGGUGGUGUUGAGCCCAGGAGUCUAUGGUGAGGUAUAGAAGAGUGGAAGGAUGUUACACCAUCACUGCCGCAGGAAUCCUGAGUUACAGGAGGAGCUGCGUAUCCAGGCAGCUGUCGCUGCUGGAGAUGUACAUACUGUACGCUCAAUGCUGGAGCAGGGAUACUCCCCUAACGGACGAGAUGCCAACGGGUGGACUCUACUACACUUCUCUGCUGCUCGGGGAAAAGAGAGAUGCGUACGGGUAUUCCUAGAACAUGGAGCCGACCCCACAGUGAAAGAUUUGAUUGGUGGUUUUACAGCACUGCAUUAUGCCGCUAUGCACGGACGAGCACGGAUAGCCCGCCUCAUGCUUGAAUCGGAGUAUCGCAGUGAUAUAAUAAACGCUAAGAGCAAUGAUGGUUGGACGCCAUUGCACGUGGCUGCUCACUACGGCAGGGACUCUUUUGUUAAGCUGCUACUUGAGUUCAAAGCUGAGGUUGAUCCCCUGAGCGACAAAGGCACAACUCCUCUGCAACUUGCCAUAAUCCGGGAGCGCUCUAGCUGCGUAAAGAUUCUCCUGGACCACAAUGCCAAUAUUGAUAUUCAAAACGGGUUCCUGCUGCGCUAUGCUGUUAUAAAAAGCAAUCACUCCUACUGCCGAAUGUUCCUGCAGAGGGGGGCCGACACGAACUUAGGCAGACUGGAGGAUGGUCAGACCCCCCUCCAUCUGUCAGCCCUGAGAGAUGAUGUUCUUUGUGCGAGAAUGUUGUACAGUUAUGGUGCAGACACGAACACUAGAAAUUACGAAGGCCAGACCCCACUGGCUGUAUCGUUGAGCAUCUCUGGAGCUAGCCGGCCUUGCCUGGAUUUCUUACAGGAAAUAAGAAGGCAGCCCCGAUAUCUGCAGGAUUUAUGCCGGAUUAAAAUUCGCCACUGUAUAGGACUACAGAAUCUCAAGCUACUGGACGAGCUCCCUAUCGCCAGGGUUAUAAAAGACUACUUAAAACACAAAUUCGAUGAUAUCUGAGCGCAGUUUCCACGGCUGAAGCAACUUUAACUCAUUAUGGUUGUGAUAUACCAGUAGCGGCGGUCUUGCACAAAGUAUAUCCUAUGCAAUUUCUGAUAUGGGAUGGAGUCAGAAGGCAGAUAUACACAUUUUAUUUUAAUAUAAUUUGUUUUCUUUCUUUUUUUUUUUUUUUUUUUUUUUAAUGUUGUGUGCUAGUAAAGUCUUAAUUUGGGGGCAGUUUCUGGUCCAGGUUUAGCGGUCCAUUGAUUCAAUGUCCCAUGAAACAACUCUUUUUGUGGGUAAUACUCACUGUGGCCCAGUAAGCUCCAAUCUAAAGGCUGAUGGGUGUAUAAGCUCUUAUUGUUUAUUGUGCAAAUCCAUCUGCUGCACGUGAGCCCUCGGGGCAUCUCAGAUUGAUGCACCAACGCGGGGGGAUAUUUGGCUUCCUACAAACCCCUGUUUUUAAUCAGAGAGACGCACCAGAACAGAUCAAUUUCUUGAACCAAGGAACUUGGUUACAUCUUCUUCUGUUCUUUUUUUCCCUUUCAAGCCUCAGUCUUUGGUCCCAGAAUUUUUUAAUCAGCAUUAUGUUUGCAUUUAAACAUAGUUUUAUGUUUCUCCUCCUGUGACCCAUUUUCUUUCAUUUGUAUGGUGCUAUGGUGUCUUAUUUAUAUACAUAAAUAAUAAAAGUCACACUUUGAGAUAA